Messenger RNA from Coffea eugenioides, 2516 nucleotides. Its product is annotated as aminopeptidase P1. NCBI's taxonomy places the organism in Eukaryota, Viridiplantae, Streptophyta, Magnoliopsida, Gentianales, Rubiaceae. Gene Ontology annotation, molecular function: metalloaminopeptidase activity. The transcript has 16 exons. The record is from RefSeq and is a predicted model, not a curated record. Bases 365 to 2308 code for a protein of 647 amino acids.
UACUACAACUUCAACGACUUGCAAUAUUUUGGGGUUGGCCCGUAGUACUUCCGUCCGUCGUCCAAUAUUUUGGGGGGAUUUACCAGCGCUCCAAAUAAAAACUUGAAAGGUCGCGCAAAUCCAAAGCAGAGAAUCGAGAUUAAAAACUAAAAACUCAAAAAGGUCUGGCAAAUCCAUAGCCGAAAGCCGAAUCACCUCCAUCUCUUUCUCGCUCCUCUAGUGUUAGCUAGUUGCAGCGCUCUGCUAAGUAGUGAGUGUAUAUUAAAAAAACCAAACACACGCACUUUCAGUUCUCAAGAGAGAUCGAAAGGAAAAGAAACAAAGAGGUCAAAUCAGACAGGGGAAGAGAGAAAGAGCAGCAUCGAUGGCGGAAGAGGACAAAUUGGCUUCGUUGAGGUCUCUGAUGGCUUCUCACUCUCCCCCUCUCCAUGCCUUGCUUGUUCCGUCCGAAGAUUAUCACCAGAGCGAGUAUGUAUCUGCAAGGGACAAGAGGCGCGCAUUCAUAUCGGGAUUCGCCGGAAGUGCUGGUUUGGCACUUGUAACUAUGGAAGAAGCAAGACUGUGGACUGAUGGGCGGUACUUUCUCCAGGCGGCCCAUGAACUUAAUGAUCAGUGGAAGCUCAUGCGCAUGGGAGAAGACCCGCCUGUUGAUAUCUGGAUGGCAGAUAAUUUACCAAAAGAUGCUGCCAUUGGUGUUGAUCCUUGGUGUGUGUCAGUAGACACUGCACAGAAAUGGGAGCGUGCUUUUAGUAAGAAACAGCAAAAGUUGAUUCAGACACCCAGAAACUUGGUGGAUGAAGUUUGGAUUAGCCGCCCACCACUUGAACUGAAUCCUGUUGCUGUGCAUCCUCCACAAUUUUCUGGUCGUUCUGUUGCAGACAAGUUAAAAGAUUUGAGAGAGAACCUUGUGCAGGAAAAAGCUCGUGGUAUACUGAUAACAACUCUUGAUGAGGUUGCCUGGCUUUAUAAUAUUCGCGGCACUGAUGUAUCCUACUGCCCAGUUGUUCAUGCGUUUGCAGUGGUAACAUUAAACUCAGCUUUCUUGUAUGUGGACCAGAGGAAGUUAUCGUCUGAGGUAAACAUCACUAUGAAGGAAAAUGGAAUUGAAGUACGUGAUUAUGGUGCUGUGACCUCAGAUGUAACCCUACUUGCAUCUGAUCAGCUCAAACCUAUCUCUUCAACUAAUGCUACUAGAGCUAGUAUAUCUGAAAGCGGGCACCAUAACAACAAUAGCAGUAGUACUAAUUUCAUUUGGGUUGAUCCUGGAAAUUGUUGCUUUGCUUUAUAUUCAAAAUUGAAUACCAACGAGGUUCUCCUACAACAGUCACCUUUGGCUCUUGCAAAAGCUCUAAAGAACCCUGUUGAGAUGGAUGGAUUAAAGAAAGCACACAUACGAGAUGGGGCUGCCGUUGUGCAAUAUCUUGUCUGGUUGGAUAAGCAGGUGCAGGAGUUAUAUGGUGCUUCUGGUUACUUCUUGGAGGCGGAAAAUAUUAAGAAGGACGUAAACACCACUAGACUAACAGAAGUGUCUGCAAGUGAUAAGUUAGAGCAGUUCCGUGCGUCCAAAGAGUACUUUAGAGGAUUAAGCUUUCCAACUAUUUCAUCAGUUGGUCCAAAUGCUGCAAUUAUUCAUUAUACACCUGAUGCAAAAAGUUGUGCCGAUCUUGAUCCAAAUAGCAUUUACCUCUUUGACUCAGGAGCGCAGUAUCUUGAUGGAACAACAGAUAUAACUCGAACAGUUCAUUUUGGAAAACCCACAAAACACGAGAAAGCAUGUUAUACUGCGGUUCUCAAGGGUCACAUUGCAUUGGGUAAUGCUCAAUUUCCAAGUGGAACCAAUGGAAAUACUCUUGACGUUCUUGCUCGGAUUCCUUUGUGGAAGUAUGGCCUUGAUUAUAGGCAUGGAACUGGUCAUGGAAUUGGUUCCUACUUAAAUGUUCAUGAAGGACCCCAUCAAAUUAGUUUCAGACCUGCUGCUCGUAAUGUGCCGUUACAAGCUUCAAUGACUGUCACGGAUGAACCUGGUUAUUACGAGGAUGGAAACUUUGGUAUAAGACUGGAGAAUGUGCUUAUCAUCAAGGAGGCUGAUACAGAGUUCAAUUUUGAUGACAAAGGCUAUUUAACUUUCGAGCAUAUAACAUGGGCACCGUAUCAAACGAAAUUGAUCGACUUUAGUCUACUUGUACCUGAAGAAAUUGAAUGGUUGAAUAAUUAUCAUUCCAAAUGUAGUGACAUCCUCGCUCCAUAUUUGGAUGAAUCUGAGAAGGCUUGGCUCAAAAAGGCUACUCAACCUGUUUGUGUUUGCUGAGCAUCUCCUCUGGGGUUGAAUUCAUAGCAGACUUCUGAACCUUUUUUUCCAUCGUCUGAAGGCCAUGUUCACCACCUUGACCUUCUGAUCGUCCGAACAUUGCAUACUCCAUGAUGUUGUCGGUCUUCACAUUCCUCGUGUAAAUGGAUUAUAUCAUUCUACUUAUUUCAUAUUCGGCCUCUCUUUCAGUCCGUAGCAUUUCGGUUCU